This is a messenger RNA of Rotaria sp. Silwood2, 492 nucleotides long. The record is from the annotation of a GenBank genome assembly. Lineage: Eukaryota; Metazoa; Rotifera; Eurotatoria; Philodinida; Philodinidae.
AUGGAUCUUGAAUACACGGUAACAGAAACUAUAACAACACUUUCUGAUUCAGUCAUGGAAAUUAAUUAUGAAUUCGAAGAAAUUACAAUAGAAAAUGUUAAACGUGGUGUAAGCACCAAACAAGAACGUCGUAGUCGAACAUAUGCUGCUAAUAUAACACGUGCACAUUACGAUAGUCUAAUUCGUAGAACACCAGGUGCAUUAUCGUUUGAUAAUUUUGUUCAUGUUUUACGUCCAUUUAUGAUGGGAUUUUAUGGUAGAAAUGAAUUGGAACAAGCAUUUUCAAUUUUAGAUAAAGAUGGUUCUGGUUCUAUUCAUGUUAAUGAAUUAAGUAUUUUUUUACCGGUUAUUAAUGAAUCUGCAACAAGUGACAUGUUGAAAAGUUAUAUCAACCAAGUUUAUACGAAUAUUGAAGACAGUUUAAAUUAUGAUGAAUUUCGAGCAUUAAUCUUAAAAGGAAUUGGCCGUGAAAUACUCUGUCAUAGCGGAUAA